CAGGUCGAUCUUGCAUAUCGCGUCAAGAUCGCAUACAGUUUUAUGCACCAACUGCACCUCUAAUUGCUCGAUUACAUCCCAGACUUCAACCAUGUCUUCCAACAUUGGCCUUGUAGACGAGUAUCUCGCCAAAGGAACAUGGAAGACCGCAGAAAACGCCAACUCAACCUACUCCCACCAAGGUCUCAUGCAAUACGUCUCCAACCAAAUCAUCUCUCAAUACUGGCUCGAAAAGAUCUAUACCGAAGAAAUCCGACAAUAUGACCACGAGAAUCGCUUCCAUAUCCAUGAUCUCGGCUUUCUAAGCGCGUAUUGCUCUGGCUGGAGCAUUGAAGAUAUUCUCCUCCAAGGUUUUGGUGGCGUUGAGAAUAAAAUCCAGUGUCGGCCUGCUAAACAUCUCAACACCGCGCUCAAUCAGAUCGUCAAUUUUCUGUUUACGCUACAAGGUGAACUUGCUGGUGCUCAGGCCUUGUCUAGCUUUGACACGUACCUUGCACCAUUCAUCCGCAGCGAUAACCUGUCUUACACCGAUGUCUUCAAAUAUGUCCAAAGUUUCGUUUACUCCCUCAACGUCCCGACCCGAAGCGGUUUCCAAGCUCCAUUCACAAAUCUCUCGCUCGAUCUGAUCUGUCCGAAGCGAUUGGGCGAUCAAUGCGUUAUCAUUGGCGGCGAGUUACGAACCGAUUGGGUAUACAGUGACUUCCAGGAAGAGAUGGAUUUACUCAACAAGGCAUUUGCUGAAGUCAUGAUGCAAGGCGAUGGAAACGGCAAUAUCUUUUCUUUCCCCAUCCCGACUUAUAACGUUUCUGAUGGGAUUGAUUGGGAAUCUCCUCGGUGGCAGUCUAUUUGGGAGAUGACGGCCAAGUAUGGUGUUCCAUACUUUGCCAACUUCAUCAACAGUGAUCUCGAUCCUGAGGACUUUCGGUCCAUGUGUUGUCGAUUGAGGCUUGAUCUCAGUAAACUUCACUGCAGAGUUGGAGGCCAGUAUGGUGCAAGUCCAUUGACUGGCUCCGUUGGAGUUGUCACGAUUAAUCUGCCCAAUCUGGCAUACCGUUCUAAUGGUUCGAAGGAGACGUUCAUGGCAGAGUUGACCAGCACGUUAAGAGUGGCCAAGGACUCUUUGGAGAUUAAGCGGAAGCUUGUGGACGAGAAUUCGACGCUUUAUCCCUAUGCUGCUCACUACCUGUCAGCUACCAAGCAUCGCACGGGUUCAUACUGGACCAAUCACUUCAGCACGAUUGGAGUCAACGGGAUGAAUGAAGCACUCGUGGAUCUUCUCGGCCAAGGUAUCGGCGAGCGAAAAGACUUUGCCCUUGAAGUUCUUGAGUUAAUCAAAGACCAACUCCAAGAGUUCCAGAGAGAAACAGGUAACCUGUACAAUCUCGAAGCUAGUCCGGCAGAGAGCACAUGCUACAAGUUUGCCAAGCGAGACAAGGAACUCUUCCCUGAUAAGGAGAUUCCUACUUACUACACUAACUCCACGAUGCUCCCCGUUGACACGACGGAGGAUCUCUUUGAGGCUAUGGGUCAUCAGGAGGCACUUCAGUGUUCUUACACUGGUGGUACUGUCUUUCAUGCCUUUCUCGGUGAACAGUUGCCGAGUUGGAAGUUGGCUAGAGACUUGAUCAAGACUCUCACUGCGCGCUUUCGCAUUCCGUACAUCACACUCACUCCAACGUUCAGUAUUUGUCCGACACACGGAUACAGAGCGGGUGAGCAACCAGAGUGCACAGCAUGCGGGGAAUUGACGCUCGUUUACUCACGUAUCGUCGGGUACUUCCGACCCACGAGGGAUUGGAAUCGGGGCAAGUCGAAGGAGUUUGUCCAACGAAAGGUAUACAAGUAUGAGACGGGACUGGAGGGCGUGAAUGAUGACAAUGAGUUUCAAGACUUGGAGAAGCAAGUCGCUGCGAUUCAAGAUCUCCCCGUGGCUGGCUACAUCAAGAGUACUCUGAGUGACUACCCAGGCAAGAUGCAGGCUUCCAUCAUGUUCACCUCCCGCUGCAACCUCGCCUGCCCUUGGUGUCACAACGGCCCGUUAGUCCAGGGAGAGUGUGACGAUGUUACCAUUGUUGACAUCUUCCGUCAUAUUACAUCAACGUCUCACAAGUCACUCGUUGUUUCAGGCGGUGAACCGACAAUCCACAAAGGCCUCCUCCCCUUCCUCAGAAUCCUCAAAGCCGCAGGUAUUAGCGUAAAGCUCGACUCAAACGGCACAUCCCCCGACAUUCUCAAGCAAGUCUUUUCCGAAAAUCUCGUUGACUUUGCUGCGAUGGACAUCAAAUGUGCUUUGGAGAAUUACAAGCGCGUUACAGGUCGCAAGGUCAAGCCGAAGCUUCUUGAAGCUAGCAUUGACCUUAUAAAGAACAGUGGAGUGCCGUAUGAGUUCCGCACGACGGUUGUGCCGGAGCUAGUCGAUGUUGAGGAUCUGUUUGAGGCGAAGAGAUUGUCUGGGAAGAAGCUGACGAUGCAGAGGUUUAGAAAUGGUGAGACCUUGUUGGAUGAAAAGUUUAGGACGUUUCAGGAGCAUACAGAUGAUGAGUUUGAUAAGUUGGUCAGCCAGGUUGCGUGAUUGGGAUACUUUAUCUUUUUCAUCAGAUUUUGUUCUUGU
This is a messenger RNA of Fusarium oxysporum Fo47, 2611 nucleotides long. RefSeq names its product anaerobic ribonucleoside-triphosphate reductase-domain-containing protein. The transcript has a single exon. Gene Ontology annotation, cellular component: anaerobic ribonucleoside-triphosphate reductase complex. Gene Ontology annotation, molecular function: ribonucleoside-triphosphate reductase (thioredoxin) activity; ribonucleoside-diphosphate reductase activity, thioredoxin disulfide as acceptor; iron-sulfur cluster binding. Bases 92 to 2572 code for a protein of 826 amino acids. Lineage: Eukaryota; Fungi; Ascomycota; Sordariomycetes; Hypocreales; Nectriaceae. Gene Ontology annotation, biological process: DNA replication; 2'-deoxyribonucleotide biosynthetic process. The record is from RefSeq and is a predicted model, not a curated record.